AUGGAAAAACUUAUUGCUGGAUAUGCUAUGAAGGAGAUGAUGAAAUAGAAAAAAUAGAUCAUCCCUACAGAUCAGAAAUAUCUAUAUUACGGUUGUUGGACAACAGGAAUUGCAGUAAUUGCAUUCAUGGGUCAUACAACCUAUUUAAAGAAAAAAUAUGAGUCAAAUUAUCUCUACAAAAUUUAAGGGAAGCAAUAUUUAAGGUCAUUAAUAUAGCUAUAUCUGCCCAUUAUAUGCAAUUAAUUGUUAGUUUCAUUUUGCUCUAAUCAUUAAGAAGCAUUUUUAUUUUCUCUCUCCUCUAUUGUUCAUUUGUAUCAAUACAUAAUGGGAAUACCACAAAUUUCAUACUUAAGUGCUGCUUUUACAAUACUAGGAUGUAUUUUGAAAUUUAAAAUUGAGUGA
Messenger RNA from Paramecium tetraurelia, 402 nucleotides. RefSeq lists its product as uncharacterized. NCBI's taxonomy places the organism in Eukaryota, Ciliophora, Oligohymenophorea, Peniculida, Parameciidae. The record is from RefSeq and is a predicted model, not a curated record. The transcript has a single exon.